This is a messenger RNA of Ochlerotatus camptorhynchus, 2524 nucleotides long. RefSeq names its product palmitoyltransferase ZDHHC15. The transcript is spliced from 6 exons. Gene Ontology annotation, molecular function: palmitoyltransferase activity. NCBI's taxonomy places the organism in Eukaryota, Metazoa, Arthropoda, Insecta, Diptera, Culicidae. Bases 458 to 1648 code for a protein of 396 amino acids. The record is from RefSeq and is a predicted model, not a curated record.
UCCAUUUAUUAGUUUUAUUAUUGCCCCCCACACAUCAAGAAUCAUUCCGCUCAGUGCCACUGUUGUUACGUUCGGAUCAAAAAAAAAAAAGUUGAUGAAAUUUUCGUCGAAUCGUGGAACGAGUGUGCCAAUGGUGUAAUAAAAGCGAACCAGUGUUAUCUACUCGCAAUCGGUUCGAACGAAAGGAAAGUCUUCUUUUUUCCAAAAAAAAAAACGCCCUUGAACCGUGUGUUGGUCACGGAGAAGCCUUAUUAGGGAAUCAACAGCUCAGCGCUACUGGGCCAAUGGUGUUGGUGUUCUUCCGCUAGUGUCGAGUGUCGCGAAGGACGAAACCCAACGCAAGACGAUUCCCAUUGUCAGCUAGCGAUUGUCGUGUGUGUCGAAGAUACCUGCUACUAGUUCGGGGUGGGUGGAGCGGGCGUAGUGAGUGAGUGAGGGAGAGUGGAAGGUAAACGCAAUGUCAAUAACGGGAAACUAUGAUCACUACCAUCGGAGCGGAAGCACUGGGGGUCCGGAUCGACCGGAUCGAUGCGUUUGCUGUGUCCGGACGAUGAAAUGGUUCCCGGUGCUGUUCAUCGUGUCGGUCAUCGGCUGGUCCUACUAUGCCUUCGUAGUGCAGCUUUCGUUUUUCACCGUGACCAGCAUCGUACAGAGGAUACUGUUCCUGUUGUUCUAUCAUCUGAUAUUGAUCAUGUUCCUGUGGUCCUACUACCAGACCGUAUUCACCGACAUUGGCCGCGUUCCGUCCAGAUUCCGCGUGCCCCGCUCCGAGCUGGAUCGGCUGCUGCGAGCCCAGAGCGAGGAAGAGCAGAAGCAAAUCCUGGAAGCUUUCGCCAAGGAGCUACCGAUCGUGACGCGUACCCUCAACGCGUCGGUUCGGUUCUGCGAGAAGUGCCGCCUGAUCAAACCGGACCGGGCCCACCACUGCAGCGUGUGCGGCGUGUGCGUACUCAAGCUGGACCAUCACUGCCCCUGGGUGAACAAUUGCAUCAACUUCACCAACUACAAGUACUUCAUCCUGUUCCUCGGGUACGCACUGGUGUACUGUUUGUACAUUGCCUUCACGACGGUCAUGUACAUGGAGAUGAUCUGGAGUGUGAGUGGACAAGAAGGCAAAGUGGACGGGCGGUUCCAUAUUUUGUUUCUGUUCUUCGUUUCGCUGAUGUUUGCCAUCAGUUUAGUUAGCUUGUUCGGGUACCACUGCUAUCUGGUGCUGCUCAAUAGGACCACUUUAGAAUCAUUCCGAACGCCGAUAUUCCGGUACGGUGGGCCGGACAAGAACGGAUUCAGCCUGGGGAAGCUGAACAACUUUAGAGAAGUGUUCGGGGACGACCGAAAGCUAUGGUUCGUGCCAGUGUACACUAGCCUCGGGGAUGGCAUGGUGUAUCCAGUGCAGGCGUCCCAUCUAACUGCAUCUCCGGGCUUGACUCCGACAGCCUCGUCCGAAUUCAGUACCACCACGCGCAUUACCAUGAUGACGACGAUGGCCACCAAGGACGAUGACAACCUGACGGUGAUGGAUGACAGCAGGGAGGACACCGUUGCCAAUGAGUACAAACCGAACAAUCGCCUGCACCACAUGCAGAACGGAGUGGCCACUGCCGGUGGCAUGAGCCCGUACCGAAACCGUCCCGAGGAUAUUGUGUGAAAGAGUGUGUGUAUGUGUGUGUGAAUAUGAGUGUGUGUUAGUGUCGGUAUCGACUUGCUUUAAAAGUACGAAAUGCAAUCAUGAUUUCUUGGUCUAAGAUUCUAGAUGUUACAGAGAAAAAAGUUUAUAUUCUUUAAGAAACGUAUCGACUCUUUUUUUACUUAACGUACAACCGUUACCAUAAUGAAUCAGUGUUGUGUUUUAGGUGGAUAGCGGGUCCGUCACAUUCUUCCCAAAGGUACUUUGAGUGCGCACAAAUUAUUUAGCUUUAUGAAUGAACAUUUGCAAUCACUAUUUGGAAUGGAAUUAUUACUAUUAGUCGAUUAGAAAAUUCAGUAUUGAUAAGAUUUUAGCGUCAGUUUAUACCGUCUGGUGAGAUUCAAACUAUUGGCGAAAAACUAAAAGGAGUACCUAGGUAUUGCAUUACAAAAUUCUUUCCGCACACAAAAUUCCACCUACCAAUAAACGGUUUCAAUAGCAGCUUUCAUGGUGUCCGAAAUGUAGUACUCGAAUUGCGAAGCAAUGUUUAUCUGAGCAAUAUUUGUAAGCCUAUGUUUUCCAAUUCCUUCCGAGGAAGCCUUAUUUUCCAGUAGACGCUUUACGCUAGACAAAUUAAAUGUACCUAUUGGCUAUACUGUUGCGUACGCAGAACUUAAACGGUGAAGUACAACGUCAGGAAGAGCGCAUGAAUGAUACACAUAUGGCAAAAGCGACCGUGUGAAUGGAUGAAUCAAAACUAACAGCCUAACAGAAGAGUAUACUUUCGUACAAUGUAUCGUUGUUGUAGGGACUGGUAACAAUUUAUGUAGCUAGUACAUGUUAAAUCUUUGCGAAAUAAGUAUAACUAAUGUGAGCUCCAAAUCGAAUCAAACUAAU